Molecule: messenger RNA, 1287 nt
Organism: Atta colombica
Lineage: Eukaryota; Metazoa; Arthropoda; Insecta; Hymenoptera; Formicidae
Product: sin3 histone deacetylase corepressor complex component SDS3
Exons: 8
Coding region: 46-1035 (329 amino acids)
Biological process (GO): negative regulation of transcription by RNA polymerase II
Cellular component (GO): Sin3-type complex
Molecular function (GO): histone deacetylase binding
Source: RefSeq, a predicted model, not a curated record
GAUUUGUUGUGUGUCGCUAUUGAAGUAUGUAUCGCACAGACAUGUAUGACAAUGUCGUAUCAAGACUCCGGUUUUUCGACGAUGUAUGAUCGUCAGGACGACUAUGAUCUCGAUGAAGACAAUGAAGAGUAUUUGGAGGAGGAUCGAGAUGCCGAAGAACAAGAUGAAAGUGACGAAGAUACCGAAGAGGCGAGUGAAACUGAUAUGGGAAAAUCUGAAGAAUAUACGGAAAUCAAGGAACAGAUGUACCAAGAUAAAUUAGCUAGCUUGAAAAAACAACUGCAGCAAUUGAAGGAAGGCACGCAUCCUGAAUACAAUCGUAAACUAAAACGACUAGAAGCACAAUAUAAGGAACGACUGAGACUGAAUAUAGUUUAUCGGGAUUAUUUGACGGAAUGGGUUGAACGCGAUUAUAUAUCUGAGAAGAAAGCAGCAGCAAAAGAAUUUGAAGAAAAAAAAAUUGAUCUUAAGGAAAAUCUACUUACUGAUAUGGAGGAAAAACGAAAAAUGAUUGAAUCAGAUCGUCACACAAUGGAACUUACUGGCGAUUCUAUGGAGGUAAAGCCUGUAAUGACGAGAAAAUUACGCAGACGUCCCAACGAUCCAGUACCUGAAAAAGUAGAGAAACGGCGAAAACCACCUCCUGCACAAUUAAAUUACGUAUUGGACGAUAAAGAUAUCGAACUUGAUUUAAAAGCAAUCAAUCGUGCGAAAGCGCCGACCACUAUUCGCAAACCAGUUUUGCCACAUUACAACGCGGUAAAUAUUCCAUCACAACAUAUAUCACAGCCGCCUGAAACCCCAUUGGUUGAAACUCGGAUAGAAGACGGGAAAUUAUUAUAUGAGCGAAGAUGGUUUCAUCGUGGUCAACCUGUCUAUGUUGAAGGCAAGGAUCUUAAUAGGUUCGCAGCUAAUAUUUCUGCAAUUGGCACCGAAGCGAUUUGGGUGAAGAAAGUAACGGACAGCAGCAAAGUACGCAUUUAUACAUCGCAGUUGAGUCGUGGAAAGAUCUCUAUCAAACGACGAGCUUCCUAAUCAACUUCUUUAUUAUUCUUGAUAUCUAUUGUUAAACUUGCGACACAUCACACUUAUUGUUUCUACUUAAAGCAAUAUUUUUCGGCAUUAAAUCAACAAUUUUUACACUACUGGUUUUUUGCCACCAGUAAAACCAUGCUUUUUGAUGAUAUCGUACUGUCAUGUAGAUCCAAACGAAGAAAGAUAGGAUUAAUAACGCCAUCAUUGAUAGUAAGGAAUAAGUAGUCCAUCGCGCGGGUGGAAAAUUGUCGU